AAAUCGCGCACAAGGCAGCAUGCGAACACCCAGGCUAGCUGCGCGAUGGAGCACACAUAGGAUCACAUAUAUUUCCUAAUCAUUCAUUUGGGUUAUGCAUUUGAGAUAGCUGAGCAUCACUCAGCUCAAUCAAGUAGCCUACAGCUCCAGCCCGAGAAGAAAAUAUGUGUAGUGCUGUGUGGUUGUGCAAUGUUACUCUUCAGAAAAAAAAUGUCAUAUUUUUUUAUGAAAAUGCAGACAUUAAUAGAAAUGGUGACUUUACGAUAAAUCUGCUCUUGUUAUUGGGAAAAUUUCAUAUUCAUAAACGUAAAUGGGGGGGGGGACUUGUUUUGCAGCCUUCAAAAACGAAGUCAAAUUCUACAUGGACACUAUAUACUGUCUGACUCAGCAGCCAAAAAGCUGACAGAACUAUAUGUAUUUGUUCUGAUAUUAUAUCCUCUUUGUGUUGAAUUUUUGUACCCCUAUUUGUUAUAAUUUGUAUGGUGAUUUUUGUAUGUAAUAAAAAAAAAAAAGCUCCAGCCCGAGAAGCUCCAAUUCGAAACGUCCAGUAGAUGGCGCCCUUGUAGUAUUCUCAUGUAAAGACACACUGGGCGUCUAUUCUGUUCGUGAAGGGUGGAUAUAUAAGUUGGGUAGGCUUAUUAUAUUUCAUUAGAGUAGGCCUAUUAUGUAGAUGCCAUCGUUUGGAAACAACUUUAUUAUUAUGACUCAAAAGCCUUCAGGGAUACAUCGUAAUAAAAUGCACGAACCACGCCCACCACACAAUUAGGAAGUCCGUUAAAAUCGUGCGCACUCAUUCCGAUUUCAGGUGAAACGAAACAGCUUGAAAAUUUUCAGUGAAGCAUUGGGCAGCACAAAAGGAAGAAUGGCAGACGCAGCUCCAAGCAACCAGAACCUUUUUACAUGCCCGAUUUGUCUUGAUCUACUGAAUAAUCCCGUGACUAUUCUUUGUGGACAUAGCUACUGUAUGGGCUGCAUUAAGGGUUACUGGGACCAGGAAGACCAGAAGGAAGUCUACAGCUGUCCCCAGUGCAGACAGACCUUCACUCCAAGACCCGUUUUGAACAAAAAUAAUGUUUUUUCUGAGCUUGUGGAGCAGAUGAGGAAGACCAGAAUCCAACCUGUUGAUCCAGUUCCAUAUAUUGCAGGACCUGAAGAUGUGGAUUGUGAUGUCUGCACAGGGAGAAAACUCAAAGCGGUGAAGUCCUGUCUGGACUGUCUUGUGUCCUAUUGUGCAACUCACUUGAAGGCCCACAAUGAUGUUAUCCUUGGGCGAAAGCACAAUGUAGUUAAUGCCACAGGUCAGCUACAGGAGAGGAUCUGUGCCCAACAUGAGAAGCCAUUGGAAAUAUUUUGUCGCACAGAUCAAACUUGUGUCUGUUUUCUCUGUAUGGUGGAUGAACACAAAGGCCAUGACACUGUGUCAGCCUCUGCAGCGAGGAAAGAGAAACAGGAAUAUUUUGGGGAGACCCAGAGAGGCUUUCAUCAGAGAAUCCAGGAGAGAGAGAAGGAACUGCAGGAUCUGAGGAAGGCUGUGGAGACUCUCAAGAGCGCUGCACAGACAGCAGUGGAGGACAGUGAGAGGAUCUUCACUGAGAUGAUCCGCACCAUUGAGAGAAGACGCUCUAAGAUGAAAGAGCUGAUCAGAGCUCAGGAGAAGGCUGAGGUGAGUCGGGCUGAAGGACUCCUGAAGCAACUGGAGCAGGAGAUCGCUGAGCUGAAAAGGAGAGAUGCUGAACUGGAUCAGCUUUCACACACGGAGGACCACAUCCAUUUCCUCAAGACUUUCCAGUCAAUCAGUGACCAACCUGAAGACUUAUCUGGUAUCUGUGUCAACCAGUGCAUCUCUUUUGAGGCUGUGAAGAAAUCUCUCUCCACACUGAAGGGGCAACUGGAGGAUUUCUGCAAAGAGGAAGUAACCAAGACAUCAGCAGCUGUGACUAGAGUCCAGACUUUUUGGAACAUACCUGCAACCAGAGAGGAAUUCCUACAAUAUUCUUGUCACUUCACACUGGAUCCAAACACAGCCCACAGAAAACUCCAUCUAACUAAAGGGAACAGGAUGGUGGAAGUUACAGGAAAGUUGCAGUCAUAUAUUGAUUAUCCAGAGAGAUUUAAUAAGCUGUAUCAGGUGUUGUGUAGAGAGGGUGUGUCUGAAUGCUGCUACUGGGAGGUUGAGUGGAGUGGAGAGGAUGGUGUUGAUAUAGCAGUCUCAUUUGAAAGCAUCAGCAGGAAAGGAAAUGACAAUGACUGUGCAUUUGGAUGUAACGAUCAGUCCUGGACUCUGGAACUCAGGAGCUCCAGCUCCUCCUUCUGGCACAAUAAUACAGAGACUGAACUCCCUCUAGUGACCAGCCCCAGAGUUGGAGUGUAUGUGGAUCACAGGGCAGGAGCUCUGGCCUUCUUUAGUGUCUCUGACACAAUGAGCCUCCUGCACAGAGUCCAGACCACAUUCACUGACACACUCUACCCUGGGUUUGGAAUUGGUACUGGCUCCUCAGCGGAGCUUUUGUGAUUCACCUAUAGGCUAUAUUACAUUUUUGUAUGUGUUAGUUAUCCAUGGUUUACAGUAGUCCACAGAGCUGUUGAUCUAUGUGCUGCUCUUCGAGAGUCUGUUCGAGGAGGUCGCUCAGGACUCAUGACUGGUAGGCUAGCUUACCAUACCUCUCAGAGAGAUCUACUGCUAUCAGAGGUCCAGUGACCUGCUUGUCCGCAUGCUGCCCUUCCAGCAUUUGGUCGGAGAGAUCACUCAGGACUUUGGAAUUGCCUAUAUGCCACGCAUUUCCUGGAAGGCUUUUCAGCCAGCUUAAACUUUUCCGAUUGACCUAUGUUGUUUUAGCGUACCUGUUUACACAGACCUGGUUGAGUGUUACACCUAAAUAAAUGUGCGUGGCAUAUAGUCCAUUGAUCUGCUUCCAGGACUCUUCCAGGAGUUAGGAAUCAUGCUCAUGGAUAUGCUGGCUGGUGAUUGGAUAUUAGCCAGUUACAUAGAGACAGCUGAAUGGACAGCUGAAUCUUCUUUUGUUCAUCUAUCCCUCCAUUGUUUGUUGCUCAUGUUAUGUACCAGCCUAUUCAAUAUGGUAUGUGCUUUUUUCAGUAUAAUGCACUUUUGUGAAAUGUCUGUUUAAUUUGCUAUAUAGUCUAUAUAAAUGUGACUUAUAUUUUGUAAUUAUUUCAAAUAAAGCACAGUUGUUUCCCACUG
Molecule: messenger RNA, 3199 nt
Organism: Alosa sapidissima (American shad)
Lineage: Eukaryota; Metazoa; Chordata; Actinopteri; Clupeiformes; Clupeidae
Product: E3 ubiquitin-protein ligase TRIM16-like
Exons: 7
Coding region: 863-2512 (549 amino acids)
Molecular function (GO): zinc ion binding; protein binding
Source: RefSeq, a predicted model, not a curated record